CGCGGCGCUGCCGGGCCGGUCCGCGGAGACCGGUUGACCGCCGCGGCUGCCAUGAUGCGGCGCCGUAAGGCCGAGGUGGAGCGGUACAUCGCCUCCGUGCAGGCCGCCGCGCCGUCCCCCCGCGAGAAAUCAAUUAAAGGAUUCUUUUUUGCUAAGCUGUAUUAUGAAGCAAAAGAAUAUGAACUUGCUAAAAGGUAUAUAUCAACAUACCUUAGCGUACAGGAGAGAGAUCCAAAAGCUCACAGAUUCCUUGGCCAGCUCUAUGAAGCUGAAGAUAACAUAGAAAAGGCUGUGGGUUGUUAUAAGCGUUCAGUGGAGUUGAACCCAACUCAGAAAGACCUUGUACUGAAAAUCGCGGAAUUAUUGUGUAAAAAUGACGUUACUGAUGGAAGAGGAAAAUAUUGGGUUGAGAGAGCUGCUAAACAUUUCCCUGGAAGCCCUGCUGUGUACAGAUUGAAGGAGCAGUUACUGGAUUGUAAAGGCGAGGAUGGAUGGAAUCAGCUUUUUGAUCUGAUUCAGUCAGAACUCUAUGCAAGACCAGAUGAUGUCUAUGUAAACAUCAGGCUAGUUGAACUCUACCGGUCAAAUCAGAGACUUGGAGAUGCUGUGGCUCACUGCUGUGAAGCAGAAAAGAAGAUAACUUCUCGGUCAAGCUUGGAAUGGUGUUCCUGCGUUGUACAGACACUUAAGGAAUAUCUGGAAUCUGUACAGGACUCAGAAUCUGAUAAAAGUAACUGGAGAACCACCAACAAGGAUCUGCUGCUGGCCUAUUCCAACCUUGUAGUAAUGAUACUUUCUACUAGAGACGUUCAAGAAAGUAGAGAAGUACUUGAAAGUUUUGAUAGCGCACUUCACUCUGUGAAACCGUAUGUGAAUGGGACUGAUGAACUGUCUGUGACUUUCAUGGAAAUGAGAGGUCACUUCUACCUGCAUGCUGGAACUCUGCUACUGAAAAUGGCUGAACACAGCGAGGCCCAGUGGAGAGCUGUUUCUGAACUGGCAGCUUUGUGUUACCUGAUUGCUUUUCAAGUUCCUAAACCAAAGGCAAAACUUAUAAAAGGAGACCAAGCCGGACAAGACAUACUAGAAAUGCUAGCUUGUGAUCGACUAAGCCAGUCUGGUCACAUGUUGCUAAACCUAAGUUAUGGCAAGCAAGACUUCUUGAAAGAGAUUGUGGAGUCUUUUGCAAACAAAAGCGGGCAAUCUACUUUAUUUGAUGCACUCUUUGAGAGAGGCAUUUCUAGAGAGCGAUCUUUCCUUGGCACAGAUGAUAUUGGAAACAUCAGUGUACAUCCACCGGAACGCAUGGAACUUGCUAGACAUGAUAUUGGUGCUGUUCGAAUGCACAACGGUAGUCUCCAGCACCUUAUAUGGCUUGGUUUACAGUGGAAUUUCAUGUCCAUUUUACCUGCAAUACGCCGGUGGUUAAAACAGCUCUUCCACUUGCCCCAGGAGACAUCAAGACUUGAGACCAACGCUCCAGAAUCAAUUUGCUUAUUGGACCUUGAGGUGUUUCUACUUGGGGUGAUAUUUACUAGCCACUUACAGUUGCAAGAAAAGUUUAAUACUCAGUACAGUUCACAUCAGCCGCAAUUUUUGCCUCUACCAGUGAGCAAACAGCUUUGUACUGAAAGACAGAGAUCCUGGUGGGAGGCUGUUUAUACUCUUCUUCACAAAAAAGCAUUACCUGGCACAGCAGCAAAAUUGAGGAUCCUAGUCCAACAUGAAAUAAACACUCUGAGGGCACUGGAGAAACCAGGCCUUCAGCCUGCCUUAAUCAUACAUUGGGCAAGGAGUCUGCAAAAGACAGGCAGUAGUCUAAACUCUUUCUAUGACCAAAGGGAAUACAUUGGCCGAAGUGUUUAUUAUUGGAAAAAAGUUUUACCUAUGCUGGAGACUAUCAAAAAGAAGAAAAGCAUUCCUGAACCUGCUGAUCCUCUGUUUAAACACUUCCAUAGUGUAGACAUCCAGCCUUCUCAAGUUGCAGAAUAUGAACAGGAGGAACGUAUAGCAUCUGCUAUGCUCGCUGCAGUUGAUGGAAGAACUGAAGAUGCCUUGCUAGCAUUUGAAAAUAUUAAGAAUGUUGUUUCAUACUGGAAUCUUGCACUAAUAUUCCAAAGAAAGGCUGAGGAGAUUGAGAGUGAUGCACUCUCACCAGAAGAACAAGAAGAAUGCAAAAAUCACUUGCGAAAGAGUAGAGACUAUCUAAUGAAGAUCAUUGAUGAAAGUUUUACAGACAUUUCAGUAAUUGAGAAGUUACCAGUGUCAAUAGAAACUGUGAAGGAGACGCUGGAUACAGUAAUUCAUGAACUUGGGGAUUAUGGUGAAGAAGGAAGCCCAGUCUUCAAGAAUGAUCUAUCUCAAGCUGCAGCUGCAGAAGUAAAACACUCUACUCCCUCACCAACAAAAUUUACUUUAUCACCAAGUAAAAGCUACAAGUUCUCUCCAAAGACUCCCCCUCGCUGGGCAGAAGAUCAGAAAUCCUUACUUCAGAUGAUCUGUCAGCAAGUAGAAGCCCUUAAGAAUGAGAUGCAUGAAAUGAAACUAAAUUCCAGCUCAAACUUGUCAUCUCAUCGGUGGCCUUCUGAAAGCUAUGGAGCAGAUACAAUGUCAGAUGGCUAUCAAGGAGCACAAAACUUUCACGGAGCACCAUUAACAGUUGCCACUACUGGCCCAUCUGUCUAUUACAGCCAGUCACCUGCAUAUAACUCUCAGUACCUUCUCAGAACAGCUGCCACCAAUGUAACACCAACAAAGGCUCCUGUCUAUGGUAUGAACAGGCUUACACCUCAGCAACAUAUAUAUGCCUAUCAGCAGCCAAUGCACACACCACCACUGCAGAACACUUCUGCAUGUAUGUUUUCCCAAGAAAUAUAUGGCGGUCCAUUGCGUUUUGAUUCUCCUGCUACUGGGCUUCUGUCUCCACGUGGUGGGGAUGAGUAUUAUAAUUACAGUGUUCCACAAGCAAGCUCAAAUCCACCAUUACCUGAACCAGGCUAUUUCACAAAGCCUUCAAUUGCUCCUCCAGCUGCAAAGCCUGCAGAACAAAAAGUGGUAGAAUUUGGGAAAUCUACCUUUGGGCAACCUGUACCAACAGAAGUAACAAAACCCUCUCUGAUGGCGCCAGCACAGUCCGCUCAGUCAACAACUUUUAAGUUCAACUCUAACUUCAAAUCAAAUGAUGGAGACUUCACAUUUUCUUCACCUCAAGUUCUAACACAGUCUUCCAACGCAACUUUUAACAGUAGUGAAAGCCUGUUGGGUCUUCUGACGUCAGAUAAACCUUUACAAGAUGAGCGGUAUACAGGACAAAAAACAGUUCCGGAUCAUACACCUAGCCAAAGAAAUGUCUUCAGUUUUGGUAAUAAAAGUAUUUCAGGCAUCCCAUUUACAGAAAACAUGGGACAAAACCAACCUAAAAAUUCUUUCUUUGGGAAAGGUGACACAGUUGGCUUCCAUGAAAUGGGAAAACCAGGGUUUGGGACCCCAAGUUUAGAUCUGGCCAACAAAAGUCAUGAAACUGAUGGCGGAAGCAUCCAUGGAGGUGAAGAUGAAGAUGAUGGUCCUCACUUUGAGCCUGUUGUGCCACUCCCUGAUAAGAUAGAAGUAAAGACAGGGGAAGAAGAUGAGGAAGAAUUCUUUUGCAAUAGAGCGAAGCUGUUCCGUUUUGCAGAAUCUAAAGAAUGGAAAGAAAGGGGCAUUGGAAACGUGAAAAUACUGAGACAUAAAAUAUCUGGCAAAUUUCGUCUACUUAUGAGACGGGAACAAGUGUUGAAAAUCUGUGCAAAUCAUUAUAUAAAUACUGACAUGAAACUGAAACCAAAUGCUGGUUCAGACAAAACAUUUGUGUGGCAUGCUGUAGAUUAUGCAGACGAAUCGCCAAAACCUGAACAGCUUGCCAUUAGAUUCAAAACGCCAGAGGAGGCAAUGCUUUUCAAAUGCAAAUUUGAAGAGGCACAAAAUAUUUUGAGAACAUCUGGAGCAACCACUCAGCACAUUGAAAGUUCCAGACAAACAGUCAAUCAAGAUAUCAAGGAGCCUUGCAAAUCUACUCCUGGACCCCUGAACUUUGGAUUUCAAUUUAAGAAAGAGGGAAUGUGGGAGUGUAAUCUCUGCCAGAGGAAAAAUAGUACAGCUUCAUCCCUGUGUACUGCAUGCCAGGCUUCAGUUCCAAAUACAGGUAGUUCCGUAAAAGGACCUGAUAGCAAGAGCAGUUUUAUAUCUAUGUUGGAUGUAUCCACACCAUCCUUUUCCUUUGGAAAGGAAAUGCCAUCUACAUAUACUGCUAGUGGAUUGGGCGAACAGUUUACGCCAAGAAAAGAUCAGUGGAAGUGUAGAUUGUGUUUCACUUGUAAUGAUGUAACAGCUAAGAACUGUAUAUCAUGUAAUGGUCCAAAUCUGAAUAAUAAGGAAACAUAUGUUGUACCAGUAGCUGAAACCGCUGCAGGUUUUAUAUCUAACACUGAGACCAUACAGAAUGCGUUUGGAUCAGUUAUUGUUAGAAAGGAAGGUCAGUGGGAUUGCAGUGUGUGCUCAGUGAAGAAUGAAGCAACAGCUGUAACUUGUGUGGCCUGCGAGAACCCAAAUCUGGCUAACAUGCAAAUGUCUGGUCAGCCUGCUUCCUUUAAAUUUGGCCAAGUGGAUGUUGAAAAGAGUUCAGAAAAUGAUCCUGCUUCUGCUUGCUCCAUAAAGGAGGGUCAAUGGUAUUGCAUGGUGUGCUUAGUAAGAAAUGAAGCAACAACAGUAAAUUGUGUGGCCUGCAAAGCUCCUCAUUCUCAAGAUCUGAAGGUCCCUGCGUCUACUGUUCAAACAUCUUCCGAAAGUAAACCCCCUAAAAAUGGAUUUGGAGGGCUCUUUGCUAAAAUGGAAGGACAGUGGGAUUGUCCUGUUUGUUUAGUACGGAAUGAAGCCACUUCUGCAACCUGUGUAGCCUGUCAAGCGGACAAUCCAAAUCAGGCUAACAUACCAAAGUCUGAUCAGCCAGACUCCUUUAAAUUUGGGCAAGCAGAUGUUGCAAAGAGAUCACAAAAUGAGCUUGCUUCUGCUUGCUUCGAAAAGGAGGGUCAGUGGUAUUGCAAGGUGUGCUUAGUAAGAAAUGAAGCAACAACAGUAACUUGUGUGGUCUGCAAAGCUCUUCAUUCUCAAGGUCUGCUGAAGGUCCCUGCGUCUACUGUUCAGACAUCUUCUGAAAGUAAACCCCCUAAAAAUGGAUUUGGAGGGCUCUUUGCUGAAAUGGAAGGACAGUGGGAUUGUUCUGUUUGUUUAGUACGAAAUGAAGCCUCUUCUGCAACCUGUGUAGCCUGUCAAGCGGACAAUCCAAAUCAGGCUAUUAACAUACCAAAGUCUGAUCAGCCAGGCUCCUUUAAAUUUGGCCAAGGGGAUAUUGCAGAGAGUUCACAAAAUGAGCUUGCUUCUGCUUGCUCUGGAAAGGAGGGUCAGUGGUAUUGCAAGGUGUGCUUAGUAAGAAAUGAAGCGACAACAGUAAAUUGUGUGGCCUGCAAAGCUCCUCAUUCUCAAGGUCUGCUGAAGGUUCCUGCGUCUACUGGUCAGACAUCUUCUGAAAGUAAACCCCCUAAGAAUGGAUUUGGAGGGCUCUUUGCUAAAAUGGAAGGACAGUGGGAUUGUUCUGUUUGUUUAGUACGAAAUGAAGCCUCUUCUGCAACCUGCAUAGCCUGUCAAACACAAAAUCCAUCUAGUAAACGUGGGGAUGCCACCUCAACUCCUGUAUUUGGCUUCAAGAGCAAAUUGUCUGAAUCUGCCGGAGGACAAUUGGGAACAGGUUUUAAGAGUGACUUUUCAGAAAAAGGCUUUAAAUUUGGUCAUGCAGAAGGAAAGGCACCUUCCUUCACAUUUCAGAUUCCUUCUGGUAGUGAAGCUAACCCUACAAAUGAAGGAUUUAACUUUUCUAUGCCUGUGCCUGCAGGUGGAUUUAAAUUUGGCAUACAAGAGCCUGGCAAAAAUAUUACAAAGAAAGAUGAGCCACCCAAAGAAAGUACAACAGGCUUCUUAAAAUGUCUUGACAAAAAGGAGAAAAGAGAUGCUCCUCUUUCAGAAGGUGGGGCUGGUAUCCGGUCUCCAGGAGCCUCUAAUAAGCCGACUGGUGAUUUAGUUUUUGGGCAGAAUAGCAGCACUUUCACUUUUGCUGAUCUUGCAAAAACUACUUCUGGAGAAGGAUUCCAGUUUGGGAAAAAAGAUCCAAACUUCAAGGGCUUUUCAGGUGCAGGUGAAAAACUGUUUUCCUCACAGAGUUCUAAAAUGGAUCACAAAGUUAAUACUGCUGAUCUAGAGAAGGAUGAUGAUUCAUAUAAGACUGAGGAUUGUGAUGAUAUUCACUUUGACCCAGUUGUCCAAAUGCCUGAAAAAGUAGAACUAGUAACAGGGGAAGAGGAUGAGAAAGUACUCUAUUCACAAAGGAUAAAACUCUUUAGGUUUGAUGCAGAAAUAAGUCAGUGGAAAGAACGAGGCGUGGGCAACUUAAAAAUUCUUAAAAAUGAAGAUAAUGGCAAGCUAAGAAUUCUAAUGCGACGCGAACAGGUACUAAAAGUAUGUGCAAACCAUUGGAUAACUACUACCAUGAACUUGAAACCUCUGUCUGGCUCAGAUAAAGCAUGGAUGUGGCUAGCCAGUGACUUUUCUGAUGGUGAUGCAAGGCUGGAGCAGCUAGCAGCUAAAUUUAAGACACCAGAGCAGGCUGAGGAAUUCAAACAAAAAUUCGAAGAGUGUCAGAGGCUGUUGUUGGAUAUACCACUGCAGACCCCACACAAACUUGUUGACACAGGUAGGACAGCUCAACUUAUACAGAAAGCAGAAGAAAUGAAAACUGGAUUGAAAGAUCUCAAAACGUUUUUGACAGAUGAUAAAACGAAACUUACAGAGGAAGAGAAAAGAAGCUCACCUUUAGCCAUCAGUACUUCUGACUUGGUUAUAAAGCCACAUGCGGAAAGCACUGCACCUACGUUGGAAUGGGAUAACUAUGACUUGCGUGAAGAAGCAUUGGAUGAUAGUGUUAGUAGCUCUGUGUAUGCAUCGCCUCUGGCAAGUAGUCCUGUAAGAAAAAAUCUGUUCAGAUUUGGGGAAUCUACAACUGGAUUUAACUUUAGCUUCAAAUCUGCCUUAAGCCCCUCAAAGUCUCCUGCCAAGCAGAACCAGAGCAGAUCAUCUGUAGGCACUGAUGAAGAGUCUGAUAUCACUCAAGAAGAAGAAAGAGAUGGACAGUACUUUGAACCUGUGGUACCUUUACCUGACCUUGUAGAAGUGACAAGUGGUGAAGAAAAUGAGCAAGUUGUUUUCAGUCACAGAGCUAAACUCUAUAGAUAUGACAAGGAUGCUAAUCAGUGGAAAGAGAGGGGUAUUGGGGAUAUAAAGAUUCUACAGAACUAUGACAACAAACAAGUUCGUAUAGUAAUGAGAAGGGAUCAGGUAUUAAAACUCUGUGCCAAUCAUAGAAUAACACCAGACAUGAACGUACAGCAGAUGAAAGGAACUGAUAGAGCAUGGGUAUGGACUGCCUGUGACUUUGCAGAUGGGGAAAGAAAGAUGGAGCUCUUAGCUGUGAGGUUCAAGCUUCAAGAUGUUGCAGACUCAUUUAAGCAAAUUUUUGAUGAAGCAAAACAUGCCCAAGAAAAAGACACCUUGAUUACACCCCUCUCUUCACGUGCCAGUACUCCAAAGGAAUCUCCGUGUGGUCAAAUUGCUGUAGUUGUGCUGGAGGAAACCACCAGGGAGAGAACUGAUCAGAUCCAUGAUGAGGAUACCUCUGAUGUGACUGUAGAGGCAUCAGAGGUGUCGAGCACUUCCGAAACACCAACAAAAGCAGUGGUUUCUCCUCCUAAAUUUGUAUUUGGCUCGGAAUCUGUCAAGAGCAUUUUUAGUAGUGAAAAAUCAAAGCCAUUCACAUUUGGAAAUACUUCAGCUACUGGAUCUCUGUUUGGCUUCAGCUUUACCCCUCCUUCAAAAAAUAAAACUGAAGAUGCUAGUUCAGUGUCACAAAAUACAAUGCAGAGAGAACUCAAAGUAACUGAACAUCAGAAAAGCCAUGCUGUUAAUCAGAAGGCUUCAGACGGCAAGACGGAAAACAAUUCAGUUUCUUCAACGGAAGAGUCUUCAAAUUGCACAUUUAAAACACUAGAAAAAGUUGAGAGCAAAAAGGAAUCCCCUGUAGAAACUCAGUCUGAUGAUGUGCUCAUUGUGUAUGAAUUGAAACCUACACCUGAACAGAAGGCUCUUGCUGACUCUCUUAAACUCCCUUCAACAUUCUUCUGCUACAAGAACAAGGCUGGUUAUGUCAGUGAAGAGGAUGAUGAUGAAGAUUAUGACACAGCUGUUAAGAAACUGAAUGGAAAGUUAUAUGCUGAUGAUCCAGAGGAAUGUACAUCUUCACAAGAUCCAGUGAAAGGUAUGGCCUGUGAGGAUGAACCAAAGAGUGAGAGAGAGUGCGUCAUUGUUUGGGAAAAGAAACCAACUCCUGAGGAGAAGGUCAAAGCAGAGACUCUAAUGCUCCCUUCAACAUAUUUCUGUGGUGUCGGCAGUGAUACUGAUGAAGACCAUGACAAUCUGGAAGAUUUUCAUACAGAACUGAUGAAAAAAACUCAAGAAGUUAAAGAGUCUCAAGAAAAUGAAGUUACCAGUUCAUCUGAUGUAGUCUUUACCAGGGAAGUAUCUGUUCCCUCAAUCAGUGAGGAAGCAAUAUCUGUUCAAUCAACCAUUACAUCUGAAGAACCAGUGUCUACCACAGAAUGUACACAUGUAUCUCAGACUUUAUCAGGGACUGAUGACAAGCCUGUGGAUUUGUCAACUAAAAAGGAAAAUGAUCCAGAUUCUACAGACUCAACAGUUCAAGGAACUGGACCCCUCUCAUUUGGAUUUGACACUGCUGCUGGCUUGUCAUUUGCUGAUCUGGCUUUAAAAAAUUCUGGGGACUUUGCUUUUGGUUCUAAAGAUAAAAACUUCAAGUGGGCAAAUACUGGAGCAACAGUAUUUGGAGUACACGCAACCAGUAAAGGAGAGGAAGAGGAUGGUAGUGAUGAAGAAGAGGUCCAUAGUGAAGAUAUCCACUUUGAACCUAUAGUGUCCUUGCCAGAGGUGGAAGUUAAAUCUGGAGAAGAAGAUGAAGAAAUUCUCUUCAAAGAGAGGGCAAAACUCUACAGAUGGGACAGGGAAGUGUCUCAGUGGAAAGAACGUGGAGUUGGAGAGAUCAAGAUCCUCUUCCAUACCCAGAAGAAAUAUUACAGAAUUCUGAUGAGAAGGGACCAGGUUCUCAAAGUCUGUGCAAAUCAUAUUAUCACAAAAUCCAUGAACUUAAAGCCCUUGAAUACAUCAAACAAUGCUUUAGUUUGGACUGCCGCAGAUCACUCUGAUGGUGAAGGAAAAGUAGAACAACUUGCGGUCAGGUUUAAAAACCAAGAAAUGGCUGAUUCUUUUAAGAGGAGAUUUGAAGAAUGCCAACGAAGCUCAUCAGAACUGCAGAAAAAACAUGUAUCCUUGGCAGCAGGACUGUCAAAGGAGAGCAACCCUGUAGUGUAUUUUGAAGUUUCUGCUGAUGAUGAACCAAUAGGACAUGUAACCAUGGAACUCUUUUCAAAUAUUGUUCCUCGCACUGCUGAAAACUUCAGGGCCCUGUGCACAGGGGAAAAAGGAUUUGGGUUCAAGAACUCCACAUUUUUUAGAAUAGUUCCUGAUUUUAUGUGCCAGGGAGGAGAUAUCACUAAACAAGAUGGAACAGGUGGACGAUCCAUUUAUGGAGAGGCAUUUGAGGAUGAGAACUUUGAAGUGAAACACACUGGUCCUGGAUUACUCUCAAUGGCAAAUAGGGGCCGAGACACAAAUAAUUCUCAAUUUUUUAUUACACUUAAAAAAGAAGAACACUUGGACUUUAAACAUGUGGUAUUUGGAUUUGUGAAGGAUGGCAUGGAUGUUGUGAAAAAGAUGGAAUCUUUUGGUUCUCCCAAGGGAGCAGUGAGCAGAAGAAUUGUUAUUACAGACUGUGGACAAAUAUAGAAUCAUUGCUUUAACCUCAUACCAAUAAUCUUUUAACAGCCUAAGUUGAAGUUUACCUGUUGGCCAAUUAUGUUCAGCAUUUUGAAAUGAACACUUCUGAUGUAUAAAUGUAAAAUUUACAGCUUUAUAGCCAAGUAUUUUUUUUUAAUGUGUUCUAAUUGAUUUUGCAUGUUGUGAAAUAAAACAGUUCAAGCACUGGUGCAUUUCAGGUGUAUUUGUUAUUCUGACAUUUGUAUUAAAUGUCCAUUUUCAAAUUAAAUCCUAGUCUUGUUAAAGCAAUGGUCUGUGUCUUCACUUUGGUUUGUACAAGGAAUAUUACCGUUUCAGCUAUUCUGGCUUGCUGCUCUGAUGUAUCAAUAUCUUGAGUAAGAGGAUUUAGUAUGGAAGUGCUGGAGACGUGGAAACGGCUAAUGGAUUCACCUUUUAACAUCAUCCCUGUAAGCAGGACCACUUUGUUUUAUACACUAAAGGCUUGUAUUUGCUACUUGGUAGUGUUGUGAGUUGUAUUUGGGUACCUGAACACUGUUGGUAAAUUACUGCCUGUGUAAGGUUGUUAUAGGCUUUCAUUGUCAAGAUCUAAUGGAUACAUUAAGGUCUCUUUUUGUCAUUAGGCUUUUCUGCACAUAUUAUUCCUAUGUACAGAGGAUACUACUAAUAAAAUAUUUGACUAUAGGAUAAAUGAACCUAGUAACACUUAUUGGGUGGGAAAACUGGAAACAAAAAAACAAACCCUGAAAAUUACUGUUCUGCAGACUUUUAUCAAAUGUUACCGGGUGACCUUUUUGUCACCAUGCUGCUUGAAUCGUUUGGGGCAAAUGCAGUUUUUAGUUCUUUUUAUGAUAGCUUGUUUCUACUGAAUGGCAAAUGUUGGCUUAAAUUUAGUACAGAGCAACAAAGUAAUUAUGUGUAAAUUACACUUAUUAAGUAAAGAGGGUUUUUUCUGUUAAACCUUUAUAAACAUGAUUAAUGAGUUAAAGCAAUUUAAUUACGAAAGUUUUGUGAAGUAUGUAGAUAAUGUGCAAAUCCUUCAUAUAUAAAAGGCAAUCUUUUCACUUUUAAUAAAAUACGUUCUUUAUAAUGUCA
Messenger RNA from Alligator sinensis (Chinese alligator), 11079 nucleotides. Its product is annotated as E3 SUMO-protein ligase RanBP2. Gene Ontology annotation, molecular function: GTPase activator activity; peptidyl-prolyl cis-trans isomerase activity; protein binding. The record is from RefSeq and is a predicted model, not a curated record. The coding region runs from base 52 to 9996 and encodes 3314 amino acids. Gene Ontology annotation, cellular component: intracellular membrane-bounded organelle; nuclear pore; cytoplasm. NCBI's taxonomy places the organism in Eukaryota, Metazoa, Chordata, Crocodylia, Alligatoridae. The transcript has 29 exons. Gene Ontology annotation, biological process: protein peptidyl-prolyl isomerization; NLS-bearing protein import into nucleus.